UUAACGGAUUUCAGCCCAUUAAUCUGAAACCCUAGACAUUUGAAGGAUAUAAUAGCUCCGCUGCCACCGGAUCUUCAUUUCGGCCGGUGUUUCGUUGGGAAAAUGGUGUCUCUGAAGUUGCAGAAGCGGCUCGCCGCCAGCGUGCUCGGUUGCGGAAAGGGGAAGGUCUGGCUCGAUCCCAAUGAAGUCAGUGAACUCUCCGUUGCCAACUCGCGCCAAAAUAUCAGGAAAUUGGUGAAGGAUGGGUUUAUUAUCAGGAAGCCUACAAAGAUCCACUCCAGAUCUCGGGCACGCCGGAUGAAGGAAGCGAAGAGAAAGGGUCGUCAUUCUGGAUAUGGUAAACGCAGGGGUACAAGGGAGGCCAGGUUGCCUACUAAAGUCCUUUGGAUGAGGAGGAUGAGAGUGCUUAGGCGCUUACUUCGCAAGUACAGGGAAUCCAAGAAGAUAGACAAGCACAUGUACCAUGAUAUGUACAUGAAAGUGAAGGGAAAUGUCUUCAAGAACAAGCGUGUGCUCAUGGAGAGCAUCCACAAAUCGAAGGCCGAAAAGGCCAGAGAGAAGACUCUAUCUGAUCAAUUUGAGGCUAAGAGGGCCAAGAACAAGGCUAGUCGUGAGAGGAAGUUUGCUAGGCGUGAAGAACGAUUGGCCAAGGGGCUAGCUGAGAAGGAAGCACCAGCGCCUGCUCCAUCUUCCCAAACCCAAUCAGCCUCGCAGGUAUCUAAGAAAUCAAAGAAGUGAAACCUUAGUCUUUCUCCUGCAAUUCCAAGGGGAUUACAUUAUGUUUGGUGAUCCUUUGUUAUCAUUUUUUGUUGUUUUAAUUACAAGUAGAAGAAUACUAUUGAAUUCAAGACAUUGAUGAGUUCACAAGCAUUGUUAUUAUGAUGCGUCUUUUGUAUUGUUUUUGUUUCCUCUAUUCUAACUAUGCUCCUUUAUGAAAAGAAAAGGUUUAUAAACAA
Messenger RNA from Cuscuta campestris, 956 nucleotides. The record is from the annotation of a GenBank genome assembly. NCBI's taxonomy places the organism in Eukaryota, Viridiplantae, Streptophyta, Magnoliopsida, Solanales, Convolvulaceae.